GGAAGGAGCCCGCCGCGGACCCGCCGCUGGACCCCGCACCCGCCCCGCGCCCGGCCGCCGCGCUGCGCCUCCGCCCGCCCCACCAUGCUGAAGAAAUUCGACAAAAAGGACGAGGAGUCGGGUGGGGGCUCCAACCCGUUCCAGCACCUGGAGAAGAGUGCGGUCCUCCAGGAGGCCCGUGUCUUUAAUGAGACCCCCGUCAACCCCCGGAAAUGUGCCCACAUCCUUACCAAAAUCCUUUACCUCAUAAACCAGGGGGAGCACCUGGGAACGACCGAAGCCACCGAGGCCUUCUUCGCGAUGACCAAACUCUUUCAGUCCAAUGAUCCCACGCUGCGCCGGAUGUGCUACCUGACCAUCAAGGAGAUGGCUUCCAUUGCCGAGGAUGUCAUCAUCGUCACCAGCAGCCUGACAAAGGACAUGACGGGGAAGGAGGACAACUACCGGGGCCCGGCCGUGCGUGCUCUCUGCCAGAUCACUGAUAGCACCAUGCUCCAGGCCAUCGAGCGCUACAUGAAGCAGGCCAUCGUGGACAAGGUCCCCAGUGUCUCCAGCUCUGCCCUUGUGUCUUCCCUGCACCUGCUGAAGUGCAGUUUCGACGUGGUCAAGCGCUGGGUGAACGAGGCCCAGGAGGCGGCCUCCAGUGACAACGUCAUGGUGCAGUACCAUGCGCUGGGCCUCCUGUACCACGUGCGAAAGAACGACCGGCUGGCCGUGAGCAAGAUGAUCAGCAAGUUCACCCGGCAUGGCCUCAAGUCGCCCUUCGCCUACUGCAUGAUGAUCCGCGUGGCCAGCAAGCAGCUGGAGGAGGAGGACGGCAGCCGCGACAGCCCCCUCUUUGACUUCAUCGAGAGCUGCCUGCGCAACAAGCACGAGAUGGUGGUGUACGAGGCGGCCUCAGCCAUCGUCGACCUGCCCGGCUGCAGUGCCAAGGAGCUGGCCCCGGCCGUGUCAGUGCUCCAGCUCUUCUGCAGCUCCCCCAAGGCUGCCCUCCGCUAUGCUGCCGUCCGCACCCUCAAUAAGGUGGCCAUGAAGCACCCGUCCGCUGUGACGGCCUGCAACCUGGACCUGGAGAACCUGGUCACGGACUCGAACCGCAGCAUAGCCACGCUGGCCAUCACCACGCUCCUCAAGACGGGCAGCGAGAGUAGUAUCGACCGCCUCAUGAAGCAGAUCUCCUCCUUCAUGUCCGAGAUCUCCGACGAGUUCAAGGUGGUGGUUGUCCAGGCCAUCAGCGCCCUGUGCCAGAAGUACCCCCGCAAACACGCCGUGCUCAUGAACUUCCUGUUCACCAUGCUGCGGGAAGAGGGCGGCUUUGAGUACAAGCGGGCCAUUGUGGACUGCAUCAUCAGCAUCAUCGAGGAGAACGCAGAGAGCAAGGAGACGGGGCUGUCGCACCUGUGCGAGUUCAUCGAGGACUGCGAGUUCACCGUGCUGGCCACCCGCAUCCUGCACCUGCUGGGCCAGGAGGGGCCCAAGACCAACAACCCCUCCAAGUACAUCCGCUUCAUCUACAACCGGGUGGUCCUGGAGCACGAGGAGGUCCGGGCAGGUGCUGUGAGCGCCCUGGCCAAGUUUGGAGCCCAGAAUGAGGAGAUGCUCCCCAGCAUCUUGGUGCUGCUGAAGAGGUGCGUGAUGGACGAUGACAAUGAAGUCAGGGACCGCGCCACCUUCUAUCUGAGUGUUCUGGAGCAGAAGCAGAAGGCCCUCAACGCAGGCUACAUUCUGAACGGUCUGACCGUGUCCAUCCCUGGUUUGGAGAGGGCUUUGCAGCAGUACACCCUCGAACCAUCAGAAAAACCAUUCGACCUCAAGUCUGUGCCCCUGGCCACCGCGCCCCUGGCAGAACAGAGAACAGAGACCACCCCCAUCACAGCAGCCAAGCAGCCCGAGAAGGUGGCGGCCACCCGGCAGGAGAUCUUCCAGGAGCAGUUGGCUGCCGUGCCCGAGUUCCAGGGUCUGGGGCCCCUCUUCAAGUCCUCGCCCGAGCCAGUGGCCCUCACCGAGUCAGAGACGGAGUACGUCAUCCGCUGCACCAAGCACACCUUCACCGGACACAUGGUGUUUCAGUUUGACUGCAUGAACACACUCAACGACCAGACGCUGGAGAACGUCACGGUCCAGAUGGAGCCGACCGAGGCCUACGAGGUCCUCUGCCACGUGCCUGCCCGCAGCCUCCCCUACAACCAGCCCGGGACCUGCUACACGCUCGUAGCGCUGCCCAAGGAAGACCCCACGACUGUGGCCUGCACGUUCAGCUGCGUGAUGAAGUUCACGGUCAAGGACUGCGACCCCACCACAGGGGAGACGGACGAGGAGGGCUAUGAGGACGAGUAUGUGCUGGAGGACCUGGAGGUCACUGUAGCCGAUCACAUCCAGAAGGUCAUGAAGGUGAACUUCGAGGCAGCCUGGGAUGAGGUCGGGGAUGAGUUUGAGAAGGAGGAGACAUUCACCUUGUCAACCAUCAAGACACUGGAAGAGGCUGUGGGCAAUAUUGUGAAGUUCCUGGGAAUGCACCCGUGCGAGCGCUCGGACAAAGUACCAGACAACAAGAACACGCACACACUGCUGUUGGCCGGUGUUUUCCGGGGCGGCCACGACAUCCUGGUGCGCUCCCGGCUUCUGCUCUUGGACACAGUCACAAUGCAGGUGACAGCCAGGAGCUCGGAGGAGUUGCCAGUGGACAUCAUCCUGGCCUCCGUGGGUUAAGAAGCAUCCUGCACCACCCGACCCAAACCUUCGCCCAUCCAGAGAGGCCACUGACACUUUGCCCUGAACCCAGUCCCAAAUGGAAACUCCUUCCCAGGCCUCUAUUAGAAACGAUUAUAAAUCAUGGAGGACUUUCUGCUGUUGUUCAGUUCAACCUUUGGCCCUCAGUCUUUUUUUAAAAUGUAUAAAUAUAUAUGAAACGAGAUGAUUUUAGCUUGACCUAGAACAGGAAUAAAAUGCCAGUGAAUAAAAUGCUCAUUACCUCCUGGACAAA
Sorex fumeus (smoky shrew) is the source of this 2983-nucleotide messenger RNA. It is a transcript of the gene COPG1, whose product is annotated as COPI coat complex subunit gamma 1. Bases 85 to 2709 code for a protein of 874 amino acids. The transcript is spliced from 24 exons. Gene Ontology annotation, molecular function: structural molecule activity. Lineage: Eukaryota; Metazoa; Chordata; Mammalia; Eulipotyphla; Soricidae. The record is from RefSeq and is a predicted model, not a curated record. Gene Ontology annotation, biological process: intra-Golgi vesicle-mediated transport; endoplasmic reticulum to Golgi vesicle-mediated transport; intracellular protein transport. Gene Ontology annotation, cellular component: endoplasmic reticulum-Golgi intermediate compartment; Golgi membrane; COPI vesicle coat.